Molecule: messenger RNA, 1259 nt
Organism: Hymenoscyphus albidus
Lineage: Eukaryota; Fungi; Ascomycota; Leotiomycetes; Helotiales; Helotiaceae
Source: the annotation of a GenBank genome assembly
GCACAAAUCUAAUUUAAAAUCCCACGAAACUUUUCCUCUCUCUCUCCCGAUCAUCGACAACCACCACACGACAAUCGCUGCGACAUUUUCAGCGACACGAUCCCAUCAUGGUAAGCUAUGACUUGAUGUCCUUUAUAUCUGAUACUUGACGCUCUUUAUUCGCCGCCGCCUCUCUCCGACCUCUACGAGCAAUCGCACGUCGAGAUGCGUAUCCCGUCAACUGCCUUCGGGCGUUGAUGAUGAUUUGGCUUGAGCUACAUCUGCGCAGAAAUGCCAGUGUGGUCUCUUUAGAGUUCAAAGAAGAUAAUUGGUGAUCACAUUCGCUGAUGUCUUCUUUUCUCAAUGAUAGCCUCCAAAGUCCGGAAAGAAGGCUGCUCCAGCCCCAUUCCCCCAGUCGAAAGCUGGUGCGGGUGGAAAGAAAGCCCCAAAGGUACGUAGUUGCGCAUUCCCUUCGCAAUUUUUCAGAUGCUUACUUGGUGCCAGAACCCUCUCAUCGAGAAGCGCACCCGAAACUAUGGCAUCGGUCAAGACAUCCAGCCUAGACGAAAUCUCUCUCGUAUGGUGAAGUGGCCCGAGUAUGUCCGUCUUCAACGCCAAAAGAAGAUCUUGAACAUGCGCCUCAAGGUCCCACCUGCGAUUGCUCAAUUCCAAAACGUCCUCGACCGCAACACCGCCGCCCAGGCAUUCAAACUCCUCAACAAGUACCGCCCCGAGUCAAAGGCCGAGAAGAAGGAGCGUCUCGUCAAGGAGGCCACCGCCAUCAAGGAGGGUAAGAAGAAGGAGGAUGUUUCCAAGAAGCCAUAUGCCGUUAAGUACGGUCUCAACCACGUUGUUGGCUUGAUUGAGAACAAGAAGGCUGCUUUGGUCCUCAUCCCCAACGAUGUUGACCCAAUUGAGUUGGUUAUCUUCCUUCCAGCUCUUUGCAAGAAGAUGGGUAUCCCAUAUGCCAUCAUCAAGGGUAAAGCCAGACUCGGCACAGUCGUCCACAAGAAGACUGCUGCUGUCCUCGCCAUCUCCGAGGUCCGAUCUGAGGACAAGAGCGAAUUCUCAAAGUUGGUUUCCGCCAUCAAGGAGGGUUACAGUGACAAGUUUGAGGAGGCCAAGAGACACUGGGGUGGUGGUAUCAUGGGUGCUAAGGCCAACGCACGCACUGAGAAGAAGCGCAAGGCUCUUGAGAGUGCUAUCAAGAUCUAAGGGAUGGGAUGUAUUCUUGAUUGGGCUUUUACCGGCGUUUUUUACGAUAUCAUGGCAUUGCGAGG